GCGACAGAUUAAUGUAUACCUACAUAUCAUCGCUCUCUUUCAAUAAAUGGUUGUUACCAAGUGGACGUGUCUUGUGCUUUCUCUCUCUUCUAGAAGUUCCUGGAUAGCUAGUGCACCCUAAGAUACUUCAGUGGCGACGAAAUCGAACUGUGAACGCGUGUGAAACGUUUUUUUUUAGUGGACGAGAGUGAAUAUCGCAGUGACAAUGUCGGUCGGUAAGAUUGGUGCUUUCGAUGUCCAUAAGGAUAAUUGGGACUUGUAUGUGGAGCGCUUGGGACAAUUUUUUUUGGCUAACGACGUUAAGCCGGCAGUGCAAGUACCAACUUUAAUCACCGUCAUGGGUAGUGAAGCGUACGAACUCAUGGCAAAUUUAUGUUCACCGGACAAACCGUCAACAAAAAAAUAUGAUGACCUCGUGGCACUUAUGAAAAAGCACCUACAGCCGACACGGAGUACCAUGGCCGAACGAUUUAAAUUUCGUCAGAGGGCACAAAGAUGUGACGAAACCAUUGCAGAAUAUACUGCGGAGUUAAAAAAGUUAACAAAAGAUUGUGAUUUUCAAGAAGCCAAUUUAAAAGAUAAUUUACGAGACCAAUUUGUGUGUGGUAUCCGUAAUGAUAGCAUUCGGCAAAAGUUAUUUACGGAAGAUAACCUAACAUUUGAAAGAGCAUUUAAAAUGGCGGUGGCGAUGGAAGCUGCGGAAAUUCAUGCGGCGCUGGUACAGGACCGGUCUAUAACAGAGGAGGGAGUAUCAUCGUCCAUGAUGGCAACGGCAGUGCAUCAGCUGGCCGCGGUGAAGCGGGACAAGCGGCAGUCGGCGGAGGCGGCCAGUACAGAGCGUUAUGGACCGCGCGGUCCAAAGGUCACGCAGUGCGACGGUACAAAGGGCGCGGGCGCGGGCAAGCGACGAGCCGUUAGGAACAGUGCGCACUGGAAGGGUGCACAAACGCAACAAUGUUCGGCGUGCGGAGGGCAACAUGGGCAGAGCUCGUGUAAAUUUAAGGCCUACGUGUGCAGAGUAUGUAACAAAGAAGGGCAUCUUAAGAAAAUGUGUCCAAAUUUGAGGAAAAACGUCGCAUUUCAUGCGAUGUUAGAAGAGCGGGCAGUCUACGAGUGUUCAGACAGGGACAGUAACGCCAGUGACGAGGUAAAUAACUUUUCUAUAGAGGCUAAAAAGUUUAAGAAAUAUUGUGAAGUGUUUGAAGACGGCUUGGGAAGGUUUACCGGCGGAACGGUGGGGUUCCGGCUGCGCGAGGGCGCGGCGCCCGUGUUCCUGCGCGCGCGGCCGCUGGCGUACGCGCUGCGCGAGCCGGUUGAGCGCGCGCUCGAUCAGCUGGUGGCGGACGGUGUGAUCACUCCGGUAAACUCGUCCGACUGGGCUACGCCUAUUGUUCCGGUGAUGAAAAAAGAUGGAACCAUUCGGUGGAACCAGGAGUGUAGUGAGGCGUUUAGGAGAAUAAAAGAAAUAUUAAUGUCUAGUGAAGUCCUGGCUCAUUAUUCUCUCCAUCUGCCGGUGGUUCUCACAUGUGACGCUAGUAGUUUGGGGGUAGGUGCUGUGGUGUCUCACAUUACGCCGGACGGCGAACGGCCGGUAGCGUACGCGUCACGAACACUCAAUGCAGCAGAGAAGGCUAUUCCCAAAUUGAACGUGAAGCACUAA
This is a messenger RNA of Cydia splendana, 1660 nucleotides long. RefSeq lists its product as uncharacterized. Gene Ontology annotation, molecular function: nucleic acid binding; zinc ion binding. Bases 206 to 1660 code for a protein of 484 amino acids. The transcript is spliced from 3 exons. The record is from RefSeq and is a predicted model, not a curated record. Lineage: Eukaryota; Metazoa; Arthropoda; Insecta; Lepidoptera; Tortricidae.